CUCUAAACCUCCCCAGCCCCCCAGUUUUAAGACCAAACGCAUGCCCUUAUCUACCAAUGGAAUGCAACAGCUGUGCGGGGGAGCGCCAGGGUGGGCUGGCUGAAACCCCCCUGCCAGACCCCCUCACAAGCCUCCCCCCUGCUACAUCACCACCACCACCACCACCACUCCACCUCCAAGCGACGUGCCGGGCUCCUGAAAGGCAACUAAAAAGUGAGCUAGACACACAGUGAGAGACUCAGCAAGGCUGCUGCACAUUCAAAAUAGAGUCAGAGGGAGGGAAGAGAGAGACAGAGAGAGAGAGGGAGAGAGAGAGAGAGAGAAGGAGAGUCAGGGACAGGCAGUGCUGUAAAGGAGAGCACAAAGAGAAGGAAAGUGGAGCAGGGGAGGGGAACAGGAGGCUGGGUGAAGGGAGAGGGAAAGACAAAAGAAGGAGAGAGGGAGACAUAGCAGGGUGAACGGAGGGGACUGAGCAAAUGGCUACGGAGGAGACGGCGGGGGGAGCCAGGAAAGCCACCAAGAGCAAACUGUUUGAGUUCCUGGUCCAUGGAGUGCGUCCUGGCAUGCCGUCUGGAGCGAGGAUGCCCCACCAGGGAGCUCCCAUGGGCCCCCCCGGCCCGCCGUACGGAGGCAGCCCGGCGGUGCGGCCCGGCCUGCCCGCCCCGGUGAUGGAGCCCAGCCGUAAGAGGCCUGCCCCCUCCCAGCAGGUCCAGCAGCAGCAGCAGCAACAGCAGCAGCAGCAGUCCGUCCAGAGCCGGGCCAGAAAGAAGCCAGUCGGAUUCCCCGGAGCCAAUGAGAUGCCGGCGAGGCAGAUGGACAUGAGAGAGCCACAAUCAGAUCCCACGCUCGGAUCAAAUGCUAAGAGAAGGAAAAUGGCAGACAAGAUUCUUCCGCAAAGGAUCCGUGAGCUGGUCCCCGAGUCUCAGGCCUACAUGGAUCUGCUGGCGUUUGAGCGCAAACUGGACCAGACCAUCAUGCGCAAACGUGUGGACAUCCAGGAAGCAUUGAAGAGACCGAUGAAGCAGAAGCGUAAGCUGAGGCUUUACAUAUCUAACACCUUCAACCCUGCAAGACCCGACGCUGAUGACUCAGACGGCAGCAUCGCAUCGUGGGAACUGCGAGUAGAGGGGAAGUUGCUGGAUGAUCCGGGGAAGCAGAAGAAGAAGUUCUCUUCGUUUUUUAAGAGCCUGGUGAUUGAGCUGGACAAAGACCUCUACGGUCCUGACAACCACUUGGUUGAGUCAACAUGUGGCGGUUUGCUGUUUCAGUGGCACCGCACGCCCACCACUCAGGAGACGGACGGCUUCCAGGUGAAGCGGCCGGGAGACGUGAGCGUGCGCUGCACUCUGCUGCUGAUGCUGGACUACCAGCCUCCCCAGUUUAAGCUGGACCCUCGCUUGGCUCGCCUGCUUGGCAUUCACACUCAGACCCGCUCCUGCAUCAUCCAGGCCCUCUGGCAGUACGUCAAGACCAACAAGCUGCAGGACUCCCAUGACAAGGAGUACAUCAACUGUGACAAGUACUUCCAACAGAUCUUUGACUGCCCUCGGCUGAAGUUCUCUGAGAUCCCUCAGCGCCUCACCAACCUCCUGUUACCCCCCGACCCCAUCGUCAUCAACCAUGUCAUCAGCGUGGAUCCCAACGACCAGAAGAAGACGGCCUGCUACGACAUCGACGUGGAGGUGGAAGACCCCCUGAAGGGCCAGAUGAGCAGCUUCCUCCUCUCCACCGCAAACCAGCAGGAGAUCGCCUCGCUCGACAACAAGAUCCAUGAGACCAUUGAGUCCAUCAACCAGCUGAAGAUCCAGAGGGACUUCAUGCUCAGUUUCUCCAGAGAUCCCAAGGGCUACAUCCAGGACUGGCUCAAGUCCCAGAGCCGAGACCUUAAGUUAAUGACAGACGUGGUGGGGAACCCUGAAGAGGAGAGGAGGGCGGCGUUCUACCACGAGCCCUGGUCCCAGGAGGCCGUCAGCCGCUAUUUCUACUGCAAGAUCCAGCAGAGGAGACAGGAGCUGGAACAGGCCUUGGCUGUCCGCAACACCUAAACCAAGGCCCCUCCUGAGUCUCUGCAUCUGAUUUCAGAGCUGCGUGUGUGUUUGGAUGUGUGUGAGGCCGUCGCUGCAGUCUGGUGAAACCUCAUACCUCUAAGAAAUGUGAUAAAGAAAUGCAAUUUUCCAAAAUUAAAAGUGAAAUUAGGAGGAGGCUUUUCUCACGACGGCAGCGAUGUGGAUGUCUCGAUGCAGACAUGCGUCCACUGCGUAUUUGUUCCGUUUUGUGCAGGACUGCGAGGAUCAUCAUCAUUAACCCGCAUGUGUUCAGCUGCACCCUCAGAGGUCGCGACCCUCAGACCACAAGCAUCCUCAGACUCACCGCCUAAUAAACAAAACCUCCUCUUCAUCGCUACUCUGUGCUUUUGUAAAUACGUCACAAAACACGUCAGGAUAAACUCUGAAAACCGGCUGCUCACACACACACACACAAACACACACACUGCUGUGUUUGGGGAUUCUCAGUCAGUCGGCUCUCUGGAUGAGCUUCCAACUCUUUCUGAAACUGAUUUAUUGUUUGAUUGUAAGUGUGACUGCGUUGUUUGUUCUCAUUAGGAGAGUGUUUUUGAAAGGUUGAUUAAUUACACCAGCAAAAAAAAGUGGAGAUUACAGUGUGACACAUUGGGUUUGCAGGGAAUCAAGUCUAUCUAUAAGCCUGAGGUGCCGUUCAUUUUCAGGUUUGAGUGAAUCAAAUGGGAGAAAAAAAACUCCAAUGUGUCUCAUUUUAGUCCCAGUAAACUUCUUUUUACAGUAACUCCUACAACAGUAUUAGAUAAGAAGUAUUAUCACAAUAGUGUUUUAAUGAAGGAGAAACAAGUAUUGAUCGUCAUAAUAAUCUUCCCUUAAUCAUAGCAUAGCAUAAAUGACAAAUAUGCCUAUACGUGUUGGGACUUGAUUUGUUUCAUUAGAGUCGCUCACUGCCUCUUCCUUGUGUCGUAUAUUUUUGCCAGUUAAUGUCCUGAAGGUGUUACCAAAGGUUGCAACAAAAAGAAGAGAAACAUGAUCACUGAAAUAGAAGUGGGCAAAAAAAAUAAAUCCUCACCUGGGUUUAAACAGAAAUUGCAGAACAUUUCCUUGUAAGGUGGUCAUAAAAACAAUUAGGCCUCAGGUUUUUGUAAACAAACCCCUAAAAGUGUUAUUGUAAUGAACACUUAAACCCAGGUCUGGAGGGGCUUUUGUCCAUUUCUACACUUUUUAUGUUACAUGAAGAUUUUCUUUUCUAGAGAUGUGAAUGUAAAUAUGUUUUCCGACUAACUUGUACAGUAUACGACAAGACUAUUUGUGUGUUUGUUUUAGGGAAGGGUUGGGAGGGGGGGUGAGUUACAUGGUGCAUUAUGGGAGCUCCAUGAGUUUUGAAUUAGUAGGGCAGGAAUGUUAGUGUUCCUCUGUGUACUAUCUCGGGUUGGGGUGAUUUAUUUUAGGUCUAACUAUCGUGGGAGCUGGAAGCAACAAAGAAAGACCUCCCUCGCUUUCAGUCUCAGUAGCUGUAACACAUGAUAUAAUCUGCACCGAUCUCCUUUUACACGUUUUUUUUUUUUUUUAAAUGACUUGUAUGUAUAUGUUGUAACGUCAGAUGGAGGAUUUUUUCUCAGCAGUCAGUUUCUAGCUGGAACCUUUUUCUGGGUUUCUUUGCACUGUGCUGUAACUCUUUAGGACUCGGCGUGGGUGAGAGAGCCUCUUUAUUAUCCCAGCAUACACAAAAAGUGAUUGACCUAUGCAUGCUCCAUGGACAUUAAUUAAUACAUCCGGUGAGAUAGUAUGUGUAAAUAUAUCAAAAAGCUGGCAUUAGCAGUCUGUGAGACUUUUGUUGAGAUGCCUUCUGGAAACUUUUUUGCCAAAAAUGAUAUGCCCUACCAGCAACUAACUGUAGGUGUGAUUUUUUUCUGAACUGUGUUUUUGUUACUAGGACUAAGUUAUAUUAACUGCACUCUUUAGAGGAGGAACAGUAGUCAUUGGUAGUAUCUUAGUCCUGUGUCUGACCAGGAGCGGUUUGUCUUUGUAUGGCCGGGGCAUUCACAUUGUUGUCAUACAGUCACUGAUUCACUUGCACCCUCUUGAGGAGGAAACUAGAAGCUGCAACUCUCCUGGGUGACCUCAGCGUUCAGAGUAUCUGUUAACACGACUACUGCUGCGUCUCCUGUUACUAAAACCCUGACAUACUGUCUGUCCCAGCUCCCUGCAUGUGUUUUGUGAAGAGCGGGAACUGCUCUUUCUCUCUGUUUACACUGUCUUCUGUCAGAGCGUCACCAACGGGGAGAUAAUGAUAGUAUACAUGACACUGUAUAUCUGUAAAGAGCAAACUUGUUUGGUGAUUCUACAUACAAAAAAAAAAAAGAAAAGAAAAAAGGGAAAACAGCUGUGACGUUGCGAGACAGCCUGGAUGUAAAUAAAGAAGCGCUUGCCAAAGUUUGUAAAUGCCA
This is a messenger RNA of Sebastes umbrosus (honeycomb rockfish), 4468 nucleotides long. RefSeq names its product SWI/SNF-related matrix-associated actin-dependent regulator of chromatin subfamily D member 3. Bases 477 to 2045 code for a protein of 522 amino acids. The transcript is spliced from 14 exons. Gene Ontology annotation, biological process: regulation of transcription by RNA polymerase II. The record is from RefSeq and is a predicted model, not a curated record. Gene Ontology annotation, cellular component: SWI/SNF complex; nucleus. NCBI's taxonomy places the organism in Eukaryota, Metazoa, Chordata, Actinopteri, Perciformes, Sebastidae.